AUGUUCCAUAUCAAUAAUAAUUUCCGUUCUUUUAAACAUUAUACGUCAACACAAUAAAAAAAUAUCGUUAAAAAUAAAAAUAGUUACGUUAUAUUUUAUUUUGUUUACGACUUUAUUGGUUACCGCUAAUCCACCCCUCGGUUACCUUAUUUCUUGUCCCUUUUCAUCACUGUUUUAUCUUCUAUCUUUAUUUCAUUUCGAAGUUAGUAGUACCCCAUGGCAUGUGUACGGCUAGCAUAAACAUUUCUCAGACAUGGCGCGUUUAAUUUUGAGGUUAUGUUAGUAUUAAUUCGACGUUCGGUUGGAGCGAACGUACGCGCUGUGGUUCCGUCGGUCGUAGUUCGUUUGAUCGUGAAUGCGUUUCGUUCAACACGAUCGAUAUCUGUGAACUUGAGUGCAGACGUGCAGUGUGCAUUGUGAUAUUAACAUUGACAAUAAAUGCAAUGAACAAACUGAUAUUUUUAUAUUCACAGUGCUUUUAUGUCCAUCACAUGAAUUAGUUACGGUUGAGAUACCUACAAAAAUGGGUGCUCCGGCCUGGGGCUCUCGUGGCGGUGGCGACCGACCGCGGCUGCUGCGGAUGACGCCGCUGCGCCACAGCUUCGCGGCACCGGCCUCGCCCCCCGCACCGCCUCCGCCGCGCACCCACGACUACGCCUCCGAUGCAGACACUAAUAAAAAAGAGGACAGCUGGAACGCUAACUUGUCGCAGAGAUGGCGAAAACUACGUCGACGUUGUUCAAGACUACGACCGGGAGCAGUUAACAGAGAAGCAAGCCCAGUGCGAUGUUCUCCAUCUCCUCCCCGACCCCCUCAACAUUGCUCCCCUGCACCUCCAUCCAAGCUGUCAUUCAGGCACCGUGGGAAAGUUUACACAACUGCAUCGUUGCGCGUCACAAGUGGUGCGCCAGAUAUUCUCCGGGCUCUUGGAAAGCUUGGCGGAGGAUUACGCAGACGAGCAUUAUCAGCACACGAUGUAUUAACACCACCGCAACAGCAACCUUCAACGUUCUAUGUUCCUAGUCCUACUUCCACUGUUCGUAUCCCGUCAUCUCCAUCACCCCAAAGACAGUCUGCAACAUUACGGCGUCGCUGCAGUUCUCCAAAUGUGUAUAGAGCGAAAGGUUCACCAGCGCCACGUGAUCGCACUCCCUUGAUAAAUCAAGAAGAUGAAAGUCGAGACGUGGUUGAUUUCAGUUAUGUCCCAGAAAGAAGAAAGAAUAGUGCUGAAGGCCGUAGUCGCCGACCUUAUAGUGAGAACGUCGAGUUGGACGUGCCGUCAUAUAGAAAUGGUUUCAAUCGACUGACAUCAGAUUCAUCUCAGAAGUUAUGGGAAGAGCCUUAUAGGCUUCCGCGUGUCCAAGCACGACAAGAACCAAUUCAGCAAUUGAGGAACUGUGUGGCCGAGUUACGAGUGAGCGCUACUCCCCGAUCAGCUCGGCCUCCUCCAGCGCCGCCUGUGACGAUGCCGCAGACGAAACGUGCACCACCCCCAGAACCGAGAGAUACCCAUACGUUCGAGGUUCGUUUUACAAAGUCAGCGGGAGGGAAAGGUCUCGGUUUCAGCAUAGUUGGUGGACGCGACUCUCCGCGUGGCGAUAUGGGCAUCUUCGUCAAGACUAUUUUCAAUAAUGGUCAGGCAGCUGAGUCUGGUUUGCUCCGAGAAGGGGACGAGAUAGUAUCCGUAAACGGUCGAGCCACGGCUGGUCUCACCCACGGCGAGGCCAUCCGUCUGUUCAAGGACGUGCGAGCGGGCCCAGUUCUACUGCGCGUGGCGCGACGAGCCCCGACGCGCUGACUGCCCUGCGCCUGCUGCGGCGACAACCCCGCGCAGGCGCUUUACCGCACUGAUAUGUAUUCAACUAUGUGAUGUGUCGACGAUUCGAUUUUUAAAUUCUGCUAACCAGGUCAUCGUCGAUUAGACCAAAUUUGUAGUACCUAAUUCCACGCUGCUUAAGAAAGCUGGCUACAGUUCUCUUGUGCAUGGCGCGACGACUUUGACUGCCUGCUUGCUGCGGCGAUAACCCGCUCUACGGCACUGAUGAAUAUGUAUUCCACAACUUGAAAUGUGAUAUGUCGACGAUACAUCAUAUAUAAUUAAAUUUUGUUAGCUUUGUGCAUUAUCGCCUGGGUUAGAUUCAGAAUCUCAGUUUGCAACUGAACUUAAAUGAACUGAGCUGAGAAAUCUAGGAGACAUUUAAAAAUACAUAUUUUACUAGGCACUAUGUGCAACGAUAUAACACACGCUACGUCUAUUGGUAGAUGAGAUAUCUACCAAUAGACGUAGCGUCCUAGAUUUCGGUAAUUUUGCUGGAUCAUACGAUCCAAAGAAAAAUAAUAUUUCUAAGCGUAUUUUUUUUUUAUUUUACAAAACGAUAAGUUUCUAUUGAUGACAUCGAUGUGCAUAUAAUUCAAUAAAUUGAAUUAAUUCUUACUUAAAAAAGUUUUACUUUAGAUUCAAGAGAACCACAUCUCCUGAUUGAGACAUAAGGCUCAGCUGUGGUCGUUAAAAAGUAUAUAUAGAAUUUGAUAUAUUUUUCCACAUUAUAGAAGUGUAAAACAGAAGAAGUCUCUGAACAGGAAUUUAUUACGAAAUUUACUGCAUGUGAAAAUAAUUGAUAUUGUUGGCAAGUCCUUCUGUACGUAAAAAAUAUAUUGUGACACAUUUUUUUUUCUGGAAAAUUGUCUGUGAUAAUAAUUCAAAGCUGCUCUGCACAACUAAUAAGAUAUUAUUAAAUGUUUUAGAUAAGCUAUAUAUAUAAAAAUUAUAUUUUUUCUUAAUAUGAAUUGCGAGAACAUUUUGAAGUUAUUAUAUCUGUAAAUAUUCUAGAAGUUAAGUAAGAAGAAAUCGUAACAUUAGCCAGCUAACUGAAAAUCAAAACUUUGACAGAAAAUUACAGUUUUUAAUAGAAUUUGUUGGUAUCACAUAUAAGGAAUAUGUAUCAUGAUUUUAAUUUUAAAAAACGUCAAAUGUGUUGCAUAUAUCAUAUAUAUAUGUAUACUUUAUGAGAAAGUUAAUUCUUAUGAGGCUUAUAUACAGUAUGCUCAAAAACCAGUAAUUGCAUAUGAAUACAUACGAAUGUAAAAUGUUUGUAGCUCAAAAAUAUUUUUCUUGUUCAUACGAGUAGCUAUUUAUAAUUUAACUAAGUAACUUAUAAAACGAAAUUGAAAGUAAAUAAGAUCUAAUAAAACCAAAAAAAUAAAAAUACUAUAAGUAUUUUUUUUUUUCUUUAUUUUUCAUAACAUGUCCUCCCGUAUUAAUUAAUUUAGUUUUUUUAAGUUGCUUAGUCUUUUUCUUUAGGUACUGUAAUAAAUGUAAUAAAGGAAAGAUACAUUUCCAUUUUAUAUUUUAUAAAUAAUUUAAAGCCAUGAGAAAAAAAGCAGGGACGAAAUAAUAAUUACUUUUACUAUAUAUAAACAUAUUUUUGUUUUAUAAAAGUGUUUUUUAAUAAAAACACGUAGGUAUCAAGAUUGUGCUUACCUUUAUUUUGGAACUUAAAAAAUACUUAAUAUAGGAAAGGGUAUAAAGUAUAAUAAUAAUAUAUAUUUUUUAAUUUUGUACAUAAAUACGAGUAUGUAUGUCAAAUGGCUUUACUAAUAAACUAGUUUUAUACAAUUGACCAAGGAAUACAAAACUGAAUAACUGUAAGUAUACCAUAUUUGUGUAAUACUGAACUAUUUUUGCAUUUUUGUAAUACUUUUUUAUAUGGCUGUAAAUAAAUU
Molecule: messenger RNA, 3723 nt
Organism: Amyelois transitella
Lineage: Eukaryota; Metazoa; Arthropoda; Insecta; Lepidoptera; Pyralidae
Product: PDZ domain-containing protein 2
Exons: 5
Coding region: 524-1798 (424 amino acids)
Molecular function (GO): protein binding
Source: RefSeq, a predicted model, not a curated record